Molecule: messenger RNA, 1642 nt
Organism: Periophthalmus magnuspinnatus
Lineage: Eukaryota; Metazoa; Chordata; Actinopteri; Gobiiformes; Gobiidae
Exons: 9
Coding region: 52-1266 (404 amino acids)
Biological process (GO): immune response
Cellular component (GO): extracellular region
Molecular function (GO): type II interferon receptor binding
Source: RefSeq, a predicted model, not a curated record
CAUUAGUGCUAUAUCACUUGUGUUGAAACAUAUUUAACAUAUUGGUGCAUUAUGGCUGCGGUCUGUCUGCUGGUUUUAUUAGGAGUGGCUUUAGUAUCAAGCAUGCCUAUUUAUUCUGCGCCAGAUGUCCUGGCUGAAGUCAAUAAGUCCAUCGUUAUCCCCUUGGAUCUGACUCAUCCAGAUGUUGGAAGUAGCCCCCUCUUCACUUCUGUCAUUAGGAGUUUGAACAGCUCCUGUCAGCAAGAUGUGAUGCUGUUGAACGCCACACUGGACGUGUACAUGAGGAUCUUUAACAACCUCCUGCAUCACAGCCCCCACAGCGCCCCCCUCCUGCAGCAGAUGGGCAGCUCAGAGGUAGAGAAUGUCAAGAAUAUCAUAAAGAAGAUCAGGAAGCACAUAUCUAAACGUCAGUCUGAACUAAGACACCUACAUCCAAACAAGGAGGACCUGCUCGCCAAAAUCAAUGCUAUCAAGGUGGAUGAGCCGCUGGUGCAGAGGAAGGCUUUGGCUGAGCUCAAUGAGGUGGACCGUGCCAUCUUUGGCCUUCUCCAUUUCCGGGACACUGAUAUGAACAGGACAGGUCCCAGGUCUACCCUGGCCACAGACCGGUUUCAUGACAAGUCAAACAUUUGCGUUUGUUUGGACACAGUUUGUGUUGGUCUUGUGUACACUGCUGUGAUGGAUGCUAUGGGCAGAGUGGUGCUGUGUGUGUGUAUGUUACUGUUUAUGGCCCAAGUCAGGAGCUCUCACAUCCCCCGGGAGAUGAACCGGACCCUCCAGGACCUGCGACACCACUAUAAAAUUCCAAAAAAAGAAAGAUAUAAUGGCGAACCAGUUUUCCCCAGAGAGACCUUUAAAGUGAAGGAGGUUAGGAAAGUGUUCUUGGGAGGCAUUUUGGAAACCUACGACACACUGUUAAAGAAAAUGUUGGAGAAGCUCCCGACCCCAGGGCCCAAUAUGGACAGUCCUGCUAAUGCAAACUCUAACACUGGCUCCAGUGACACUGUCAGAAACGGCUUGAGCUACAUUCUCGAUAAGGUCAACACUCUGAAGGACAAACAUUACCAGGAGCAGGAGAAACUUCUGACCAAACUGCAGUCUCUACGAAACAUUACGACUGAUGACUUGGUGGUCCAGAGCAAAGCAUUGGCGGAACUGCCGUGGCUGUAUGAAGAGGCCAGCUCUCUGGUGAACAAUGACAAGAGGAGACGCAGACGAAGACAAACUGAAAGAGCUCAGAAACAAUCUAAAGUUAGAAAGGGGUAAAUUCAGAUUUCCUCCAGCAAAAAGCAACAAAAACAUCACUAUAUUAGAACAAACCCAAUUGCCUACAGAUUGUUUUACAGAAGAUUGUUUUACUAUGUCAAUAAUGAACCAGCAAUUUAUAACUAUAGUAAAUAUUAGAUAUAUUGAUGAAAUACUGAAGUGAUGAAACACAUUUAACCUGAGCUAACCAUGUUGUUCAAAUCUGCUAUUUGUUGAUCACCCGUGGAUGUUUACAGUGCAAUAAUAAAACUGAAUACGGGUGCGAGAAGUGAACUACACGCAGAGGCCUUUCUUGGCAGAAGGGUUUUUAUACUGACAUAUUGUAAUUUAAAAUUUUAUUUAUUUCUUCCUAUGUUCCUCAAUUUUUAUUUAAUUU